This is a messenger RNA of Eupeodes corollae, 880 nucleotides long. RefSeq lists its product as uncharacterized. Lineage: Eukaryota; Metazoa; Arthropoda; Insecta; Diptera; Syrphidae. The record is from RefSeq and is a predicted model, not a curated record. The transcript has 4 exons. Bases 166 to 693 code for a protein of 175 amino acids.
CAAUUGUUGUUUAUUAUUUUUAAAUUAUUACAAGUUCAAGUUCAUUGCAAUUUUGAUCGUGUAAAAAUUGAUAAUCGUAUAUCGAAAUUAUAAAAUAAAAUAAAUAUAAACUAACAAAAAUCAUUUUUAAAGAUCUUCUCAAAAAAUCUAGUUUUAAAAAACGAUAUGGCUUCAAACAAAAGGGGAUGCUUUUGUUUAAGCCUCCGCACAGCUGCAUUGUUUCACGGUUGGCUAAAUAUUAUAGUUUUAAUUUGUUUAAUUUGUGUAACAUUAAAACAGAUUUUUUACAACAAUCCCGAUGCUAUGCUAAUAGAAAUGUAUAAUAUUUCUUUAAGAACUUAUUAUAUUCAACAAGUACUUUUGUUAAUUGUACAUUUAUUCGAUAUUUUUCUGUGUGCAUUAGUAAUCGGUGGAAUAACAUUGAAAACGCAUUAUUUGAUAUUGCCUUGGAUUGUUAUAAGAGCGAUUGGACUUAUUAUCGUAACACCUCUUGUUAUAACAACUAUUGCUUUCGCUGUAGUAAUAUUCAAGAUAGAAAUGAUUAUAAUAUCAGUGAUUUAUGCAUUAAUUGUUGGUUUAUUUAUCUGGUCCUGGACCAUAGUUUAUUCAUUUAAUAAAGAAAUUCGUGAGACAUUGAAAAAUUCAUUGCCAAUGUCAUCAGCUGUGCCAUAUUUUGAAUACCAAAGAAGAUAACCUGGACCACCACUAGCACAGAAUAACCAAAUAUGUGCUCAAUAAAAUCAUAUUUUUUCUUAUUAAUAACCUUUCGAUUUAGUCUAAAUUAUUUGUAAAUAUAAAUAAAUAAAAUCAAAAAAAAAGUUUUUGUACCCUGUUUAAACAGGUCCAAAUCUUUUGAAAAUAAAAUCUUUAAGGAAGGAAA